This is a messenger RNA of Arachis duranensis, 612 nucleotides long. Its product is annotated as blue copper protein 1a-like. Gene Ontology annotation, cellular component: plasma membrane. Lineage: Eukaryota; Viridiplantae; Streptophyta; Magnoliopsida; Fabales; Fabaceae. Gene Ontology annotation, molecular function: electron transfer activity. The record is from RefSeq and is a predicted model, not a curated record. The transcript has 2 exons. Bases 59 to 538 code for a protein of 159 amino acids.
UUUCGGUACUUAAUAUUAUUAGCUUCUUUUUUCAUCUAGCUUAAUUAAUUAAGAUUAAAUGGCGUCAUCAUCAGCUCGCUUAGCCUUGAUUGUUGUCUCCAUGGGUUUGCUUUGGUCGGUCGGUACAGCAACUGAUUACGUUGUGGGUGAUGACAAGGGAUGGUCUCUUGAUUUCAAUUACACACAGUGGGCACAUGAUAAAGAUUUCCACGUCGGUGACCGCCUCGUGUUCAAAUACGACAAGAAGAAGCACAAUGUGUUCAAAGUGAAUGGUACACUCUUUAACUCAUGCACCGUUCCAAACGACACAGAGCCAUUUUCCUCAGGUCAUGAUUUCAUUUCACUGGAAACCGAAGGAAGGAAGUGGUACAUCUGUGGAAAGAGCGACCACUGUGUUAACCGUCAGAUGAAACUACUCAUCAAUGUCGGAUCUGCUGCUCCUGCACCUGCUCCUACUUCUGGUGCUCCUCAUUCUUUGCCGUCGUCGUCGUUCUACAUUGCUGCAACUCUUGCCAUUGCUGCCAUUUUAUUCGUCUGAGAUUAGUUUGAGGUUCUUUGUCUUCGUUGCUUGUUAUGGAAAGUAACGGUUUCAGAUGUAUGUGCUUCUAGUUU